UGGCCCAUUUUGGCCCAACCGUCUCUCCGACACUUUCGCCUCCAACCUUGAAAAUUCCGAAGCCGCCGUCGCCCGGUGGCCGCCCCUCCCUCCACCGAGGAGAUGUCCAUGCCGCAAUCCGUCCUCCUCCUCCCCUCCUUUUUACCCCCAGCUCCCCUCGUUCGCGUCGCCUCGCGGCCGCCGUCGUCGCCAUCCCUCACCGCCCUCAGAUUCCACCGCGUCGACGCCAAGCUUUCCCCACCACUCCUCGCGGCAUGCCACGGUCCUCCCGGCGGCUUCCGUGGUUAUGGUGACUCCGGCGGCAGCGAUGGAGGUGAUGGAGGAAGCGGAGGUGGUGGCGGGAGAGGAAUGGAUUCUCCUGAACCCGGAGACGGGUGGUGGCGGCGGUGGUUCCAGGCCCUUCACCCGGAGUUCCUUCUCCUGUUCCUGCUCCUCCAGUCCGGCGCCGCGUCCGCACUCGCUGAGGCACUCGGCAACUCCGGAGAUGACGCGGGGGGCGUGUGGGAGGUGAGGGGCGGCACGCGCACUCGCCUUGUGCCGGACUCAACCUGGACCUCCUAUCUCAUCGCUGGGGACGACGGAUCGAAGCGGGAGGACGAGGAUGGAAAGGUGGGAGACGGCCCUGAGGGCCUAGCCGCCCUGCGGAGGCAGCUGGGGCGGUCGUGGCGGCGGUGCGCCGAUGUUGCUGUCCAGCUGCUGCUCCCCGACGGAUACCCUCAUAGCGUCAGCAGCGACUACAUGAACUACUCGCUCUGGCGCGGCGUUCAGGGCGUGGCGAGCCAAAUCAGCGGGGUACUUUCCACGCAGGCUCUGCUCUAUGCGGUUGGGUUAGGGAGAGGAGCGAUACCCACUGCUGCUGCGGUGAAUUGGGUCCUGAAAGAUGGCCUCGGGUACCUUAGCAAGAUCAUGUUGUCCAAAUUUGGACGCCAUUUUGAUGUUAACCCCAAAGGGUGGCGGCUAUUUGCUGAUUUUCUGGAGAAUAUGGCUUAUGGGCUGGAGAUUCUGACUCCAGUGUUCCCUCACCUGUUUGUUCCAAUUGGGGCGGCUGCUGGUGCUAGUCGCUCAGCAGCUUCUUUGAUACAGGCUGCCACGAGAAGUUGCUUUUAUGCUGGAUUUGCAGUACAAAGAAACUUUGCUGAGGUUAUUGCAAAGGGUGAAGCGCAAGGAAUGGUUAGCAAAUUUGUUGGCAUAGGGCUUGGCAUUGCGUUGGCUAAUCAGAUUGGCUCAUCUGUACCAUUAGCUCUUAUUUCGUUUGCUGGAAUUACUGCAGUUCACAUGUAUUGCAAUCUCAAGUCGUAUCAAUCAAUUCAGCUCAGAACACUGAAUCCUUACCGUGCAAGCUUGGUGUUUAGUGAAUAUCUGUUAAGUGGACAAGUUCCAUCAGUCAAAGAAGUUAAUGAUGAGGAACCUCUUUUCUUCAAUCUGUCGCUUGGCGCUUCAUGUCAACAAAGCAAGAUUUUGUCAGCGGAAGCAAAAGAUGCUGCGGAUAGAAUAUGCCGGCGGUUACAAAUGGGUUCUAAGCUUAGUGAAAUAAUUGAGAGUAAAGAAGAUGCUUGUGCAUUGUUUGAUCUUUACAAAAAUGAGCAAUAUCUGCUUAUGGAUUACAAGGGAAAAUUUUGUAUUGUACUUAAAGAGGGAUCUUCUCCAGAAGACAUGCUCAAAUCUUUGUUCCAUGUUAACUAUCUGUAUUGGCUGGAAAGGUAUAUGGGUUUCAAACCAAGUAAUGUUGCCUCAGAGUGUAGACCUGGUGGAAGGCUUGAAGUAUCCCUGGAUUAUGCUCAGAGAGAAUUCAGCCAUGUCAAACAUGAUGGUUCUGAUGGUGGCUGGGUUAUGGAUGGUCUGAUUGCAAGGCCCUUGCCCGUUAGAAUACGAAUAGGAGAUGGUGCUCCUUAGGACUUUGCUCUAUUAACUGUCCUCAGAGCUACAUCCCUUGGAAAUGUACAGUUUACUUAUUAUCUGAUCAAGUUUAGGGAGAGUAAUAUUUUACCAACAGUCCUCAAAUAACCUGGUGCUCGCCUGCAGUUUUUACCCUCAUAGUGGGAUGGAACUGGCUACAUCUCUGGUAUAGAUUUUCUUGGGGAUGGGAUUCUUUGUAGUUGGUUUUGACUUUUGAAGCCUGUACUAGUGCAGUAGUGCUCACAAGAUCUCAGGCUGUCAUAGAGAUUCAAGACAGUAGAUUAAGGAUUUCUAGAUUUGUCAAUGCUCAGUAUGCCCACCUUGUGUGCUUGAGAUCGAUUUUACUGGCAAUACUUGUCUGGUUAGCAAUAUUUCUAUAAAAUUAACAUUCCAUAAUGUUUAUUUUUUAAGGCAUCAUUCCAUAAUGUUAGUGCAACAUGUGUGAGAAUGUAAAACUUGUAAUGUGCUGAGUUAUGUUCUACUGUCUUGAAUCAUGGCCCGGCAGCUAUUCAUAGCUUUUCCAUAA
Sorghum bicolor (sorghum) is the source of this 2422-nucleotide messenger RNA. RefSeq names its product protein root UVB sensitive 1, chloroplastic. Lineage: Eukaryota; Viridiplantae; Streptophyta; Magnoliopsida; Poales; Poaceae. Gene Ontology annotation, cellular component: chloroplast envelope. Gene Ontology annotation, biological process: response to UV-B; developmental process. Bases 103 to 1893 code for a protein of 596 amino acids. The transcript has 7 exons. The record is from RefSeq and is a predicted model, not a curated record.